GAUGUAAAAGAAUCAUCCUAAACUUCUUUCUUGAAGAAGACAAAAACAACAAAAACAAAAAUGACUUUGCACAAAGUUCCUCUCAUAGGGCUGCUUUUGCUCCUAGCCAUUGUUGUCUCUCCGGCAACAGCUGACGGGCCUGUUUGCCCUCCUUCCACCAAACUUAGCCGGGCAAGUUUCCCUGAGGGUUUCUUAUUUGGCACGGCUACAGCGGCAUAUCAGGUUGAAGGUGCAGUGAAUGAAACAUGUCGUGGACCGGCCUUAUGGGAUAUCUACUGUAAGAGAUAUCCAGAGAAAUGCAAAAACGAUAAUGGCGAUGUGGCCGUUGAUUUCUUCCAUCGUUAUAAGGAAGAUAUUCAGCUAAUGAAGAACCUAAACACCGAUGCAUUCAGACUCUCUAUCGCGUGGACAAGAAUAUUUCCUCAUGGAAGAAAGGAGAAAGGUGUGAGUCAAGCUGGUGUGAAGUUCUACCACGACGUCAUCGAUGAGCUCCUAAGAAAUGGUAUAGUUCCGUUUGUGACUGUUUUUCACUGGGACACUCCACAAGAUUUAGAAGACGAAUAUGGCGGCUUUUUAAGUGAGAGGAUUGUGAAAGACUUCCGGGAGUAUGCUGAUUUUGUUUUCCAAGAAUAUGGUGAUAAAGUGAAACAUUGGAUCACUUUCAACGAGCCAUGGGUUUUCGCUCACGCUGGUUAUGACGUAGGCAAGAAGGCACCAGGACGUUGUUCUGACUACGUAGAUCCUACGUGCAAAGGGGGACGAUCCGGAUACGAGGUUUACCUAGUCAGUCAUAACCUUCUUAACGCUCACGCAGAAGCCUUUGAAGCUUUCACACAAUGUGAAAAGUGUAAAGGUGGAAAGGUCGGAAUCGCACACAGUCCAGCUUGGUUCGAACCACAUGACUUUCAGGAUUCACAAGAUGGUGCAUCCAUAGGCCGUGCACUUGACUUUAUGUUGGGAUGGCAUUUGGAUACUACUAUGUAUGGGGACUAUCCACAGAUCAUGAAAGAUAUUGUUGGACACAGAUUGCCCCAGUUUACUGCUGCGCAGAAAGCAAAACUGAAAAACUCUGCCCAUUUCGUUGGCCUCAACUACUACACGUCCACAUUUGCAAACCAUGUCGAGAAUCCAGAUCAUUCUAAGCCAAGAUGGAAGCAAGAUUCUCUUAUUUCCUGGGAACCCAAGAAUUCAGACAAAUUCACCAUUGGUAGCACGCCUUCCACCGGUAAGCUACCAGUUUUUGCGAGAGGCUUUAGAAGUCUUUUGAAGUACAUCAAGGAUAAAUAUGCAAACCCUGAAAUUAUGAUCAUGGAAAAUGGAUAUGGAGAAGACCUUGGGGAAACCGAUUCAGUUGCAGUUGGUAUUGCUGAUCACAACAGAAAAUAUUAUCUUCAGAGGCAUCUUUUGAGUAUGAAUGAAGCUAUUUGCAUCGACAAAGUAAAUGUUACAGGAUACUUUAUAUGGUCAUUGUUGGACAACUUCGAGUGGAAUGAAGGUUACAAGAGCAGAUUCGGACUCUAUUACAUUGAUUUCAAAAAUAACCUUACACGUAUUGAGAAAGAAUCGGGCAAGUAUUACAGAGACUUCCUGAGCCAAGGUGUUCGUCCAUCUACGAUCAAGAGGGAUGAGCUUUGAUCUAUAUCUUCUUGAGGAUUUGAUUUAGUCUCAAUGUUUCGAUCUCUUCUUUUUUCAGUUCUUCUUUAGUUUGUGAUUGACCAAGAUUCAUGAGGUCUUGGCUAGAAUAAAAGUGUUUUCUUUUUUUUUUUCAUUUCUCAAUGCUUUGGAACUAUAAUAACAUUAUCCCUUUGGAGAAGUCGCUUUAUAUGUCAAGACACAUCCUUAACUUAUACCUUCAACUAACUCAUGAUAAACAAUAUUCCCUCUAAUUCAAAAAGAUGUAUGUUUUAGAAAUUUUAUACAUUAAGAAAACAUAUGAGAUCUUGAUUACCAUGCAUUAUUUUUUGUAACUAAUUAUUCUUCAUAACUUUUAACCAAUAGAAUUUCAAUAAUCUUUUUUUUAAGUUUACAAUUUAUUAUUAAUAUAUUUUAUCAAUAUGAAAUCUUGAUUACCAUACAUUGAAAUUUUUAAAAUAUAUAUUUUUGAAACAAUUUUUUUUUAAAACAUGUAUAUUUUGAAACGGAAAAACUACUAUUUUACGAUAGACUAAUCGAAAAGAUACAAAAGUUGUGAUUCACAACGACUUACACCAAAAUGUCUAACUCGAAUGAAAAAACGUAUGUACCAGUAUCUAAGCAUAUAGAUUAGAAAAUAUGAUUCGACGACGUCCUCUAAAAGACUAUAAACGCAAAAAAAGUCAGAAGUUACAGUUUGCUCUGUUCAUGUUUUGUAAAUGCUAAAUACUACCGAAAUCUAUCAAUUAAAAUUAAGAUGCAUUCGUGGAACAAAAACGUUGCAUUAUGUAACCUAAAUAAAACAGACAAAAUAUACUUCAAAUUGUGUAUACGUUACUGUCCUUGGUUCUUUGAUAAAAAAUCAACAGGACAGUAUGGUGACUUCAUACAAAACGCCCAUCGAUCCGUCCAAACACAUUCAACGAAAACUGAGCUCUCCGUAACUACGAUAGUCUUUUUGUUUUUUGAACAAUACAAUAGUCUUUUUUGUCUUCACAAAUUUUUUUUUUUUUUGGUGUAAAUGUUAAAGUCUUUAUUAUUGUAAUAGUCUUCACAAAUUUCAUACACGUUACGUAACCUACUUUGCCUGGAACAUGAGACUCGGCCGGGUUUCCAUAAUUUGGACUGAUCAUAUAUUUUACACAACGAAUUCUUCAUAGUCACAUGUUAAAACAUAUUGCACGUUAGACACGCACGAUAUUAUAUGUUCAAAAAAAAAAUUAUUCUUGGUGUAAAUGUUCAAAUAAAAGUAAGUUAAUAAUACAGCGAUAUAGAUCAUGGGAUGAAUCAUCCUCUACAUAAAAAUAAAGGAAAAUAAUUAACAAAUAAACAAUAACACCAGCGAGAUAGAUCGUGCAAUGAACCAUCCUACUUAAAUGAUAAUCUAAAUGUUUUUAUCCAAUAUAAACAAAAAUUAGUGAGAAAUUGAUGAGGAGUAACUAAAUAGAAUAUCGAGACUAAACCAUGAAUAUACGAAGUGUGGUCAGUGGUGAGGAGAAUAUGAGCUUCACAAUGUUUUGAAUGGUAACUGUGGCUUGUUUGGGUUCCAAGGGAUCGAUGCAUUCUUGCAUUAUCUAUCACCAAAUCGCACAAAAUAUGAAGAUGCCCAUAAAUAAUUACUUUUACUAAAAAGCAGUAGUUUAACACACACACGUUAGGACCAUGUCAAUCACAUCCACUUAUGAUAUAAGAUUUAAUCGAAAAAUCGAUCUGGAUCUAUAUAGUAUAAAAAGAUGAUUAACGAUAUGCCUUAAUGGCAUGUAAAAAAUAUUCCAGUAAAUCGAUGCAUUCUUGUGUUAGGAAUUCAAUCCAACUUGUGCUUUGGAAUAACUUUAUGAAUCAAACGUAUUCUUUAUUCAAUAUCUUAAAGAAGUUUCACAAUAACAAUAAUAGAGAUCACAAGUGUGAUAACCAAACUAAGAACUCUAAGAACUUAUUUGCUAUGCUCUUGAUCUCUCUCUAUGCCUUUGUUAUUUGCUUUGUAUCGGAUAAUUGUAACCUUCACCUAUGGCCUUCUUAUAUACUGGAUCACGUAUUCCUU
Molecule: messenger RNA, 3673 nt
Organism: Brassica napus (rape)
Lineage: Eukaryota; Viridiplantae; Streptophyta; Magnoliopsida; Brassicales; Brassicaceae
Product: beta-glucosidase 23
Exons: 13
Coding region: 61-1635 (524 amino acids)
Biological process (GO): carbohydrate metabolic process
Molecular function (GO): beta-glucosidase activity
Source: RefSeq, a predicted model, not a curated record